Messenger RNA from Cucurbitaria berberidis CBS 394.84, 3025 nucleotides. RefSeq names its product Pkinase-domain-containing protein. The coding region runs from base 490 to 2586 and encodes 698 amino acids. Gene Ontology annotation, biological process: protein phosphorylation. The record is from RefSeq and is a predicted model, not a curated record. Gene Ontology annotation, molecular function: protein kinase activity; ATP binding. NCBI's taxonomy places the organism in Eukaryota, Fungi, Ascomycota, Dothideomycetes, Pleosporales, Cucurbitariaceae. The transcript has 5 exons.
CAUCAUUAUUAUUAGCCGAAUUGCGGAGUUGAUGCAGGGUAGUCUGCAAGAGCCGAUAGGAACUACUGCUGCAGGUACGGUACGGGUGGCCUUCGAAACGGUCCUCAUGUGGGAACGGCAGGUGCAACCCUCCAAGUGAGCCUCUUCAUUCACUCUCUAGAAAAUUUCAUCCACCUUCACUUUCAUCCCCCAUUUGCCUCCUCCAAGUACGCCACAACGAGCUGGUCGGGCGAGUCCAGCGAGCGGCGCGUGCUCUUUGUUGGUGGUCGAGCUCGUUGCUACGGUGAUCCACGCCAAAUGGACCCUGCACAAUCUCCACGACCCACCACCGCCGUCGCAUCUGGGGGCACAUCACCACUUGCACCCUAUUCCUAUCCACCCAGAACCACACCAGAGCGCCCGUCGUCCCUCUUCACCCUGGAUUCAACAGCCAUCUGGCUUCUCUGAGCAACCGCAUCCCAGCUCAGCAAUCCCCCACCCACGCCCACAAUGGCAGACAAUUACCAGGUCAUGGAAGAGCUCGGCAGCGGUAGCUUUGGCAAGGUAUUCAAGGCCAUCGAUCGCAGCACGGGCGAGACGGUUGCCAUCAAGCAUAUCGACCUCGAAGACAGCAGCGAAGAGCUCGUGGAUAUACAAGCCGAAAUCGCCCUUUUGAGCACUUGCCACAGCCCAUACAUUACCGAAUACAAGACCAGCUUUGUCAAGGGCGUCAAGCUAUGGAUCGUCAUGGAGUAUCUUGGAGGAGGCUCGGCCGCAGACUUGCUGGCACCCGGUCCCCUCAACGAACCCCACAUCGCCAUCAUGUGUCGAGAGCUUCUGCUCGGACUCGAGUACCUGCAUUCGACGGGCAAGAUCCAUCGAGAUAUCAAGGCCGCAAACGUCCUCCUCACCGACCAAGGCAGAGUCAAGCUCGCUGAUUUUGGCGUCGCCGCACAAUUGACCAACAUCAAAUCACAGCGCAUGACGUUCGUGGGCACGCCGUUCUGGAUGGCACCCGAGGUGAUACAAGAAGCUGGCUAUGACUUCCGCGCCGAUGUUUGGUCUCUAGGGAUAACUGCCAUGGAAUUGGCAGAGGGUGCACCGCCAUAUGCUGGAGCCCACCCCAUGAAGGUCCUCUUUACCAUUCCCAAGAACCCAGCGCCUCGGCUAGAGGGCGACCAGUGGAGUAAGGACUUCAAGGACUUCAUUUCUCAGUGUCUUAUCAAAGACCCGGAUCGACGUGCAACAGCAAAGGAGUUGCUAAAGCAUAGAUUCAUUCAACGUGCAGGCAAGGUGGAAGCACUACGCGAGUUGAUCGAACGCAAGCAAAUGUUCGACGCCCAGAGGGAGCAGCAGGCGUCCUCACAUGUCAAGUACUACGAGGAGACCAUGGUCAAUUUCUCACCAAGGGCCGAAGAAGACGAAUGGGUCUUCGACACAGUCAAGCCUGGCACUGUUGCUCCAGCACGUCAAACAGCGAGGCGACGCAAGCAGGCACGCAUACCCUCUUCGGGUACGGAUUCAGUGUCGGCCGCUAUGCAACAUAUGGACCUUCACGCAGCUCCUCUUGGCAACGUCACAGACUCUCCGAUGCCAGAGCGCCGUCGAGUAUCAUCGCGGAGGGUGUCCCAGGCUACCGCCUUCCGAGUUUCUUCGGGAACUGCUCGUCGUGUUAGCAACAAGCAACCCCUGGGUGUGGAUCUCACCUUCGGUAACUCUCCCUCAACUGUACGCCAUUUCAAGCGAGUAUCAUCUAGAGAGCGUCGUGAGGGGCUUCGUGCAAACCCUCCCAGCAACCAAGGCAACCCGAGCAAUCAGUCUUUCCAACCCAACCCCGAGGCCCGAACAUUUCGCCUAUCACCGCCCACCUCGAACCACCCUCUCGACGUGAACAACGAGAAUGAGCCACCAGCUCUUGAGUACCCGCCAAUGCCCAUCACCAAGGAAGCACUCUACGGCCGUCGCGCCUACAGCAAGGUCCUCGAUUCCGUAUUCCAGGAAGCGUAUGCUGAUUCUGGAUCGCCUCAUCAGCGAGAAGCCAUCGGUCGAGUUCACCAAUCAUGGGCCAGCCUCAACGAAGCCGACCCUCAGGGCGAAUUUCUACUGUUAAAGGCCAUGGUCGACCGACUGAAAAAUGACUCGAAGCUAGCCUCCGCCCUUGGGAUCGAGGUCACUCCUACACAAUCGCCACACAAAUCACCCCGGAAGCACAACACCAACACCAGCGAAACGAGUUUGGGCGGCACUACUGUCCAUGGAACAAGCACAACACGCAUCCGAUCCAGCACCGCGUCAACAAGUAGUUCGUCCGUUAGCAAAGAUUCGGAGGAAUACGAUCGUACUCCGACGUCGACACCUUCGGGCUCUCCCAUGAAGGGUGCAAAGCUUGUGCUGGCUCAGAAUAACCCGCAUCUCAAGUCGCACCGGCGCCGUCAGAGUGCGUUUGGUUUCGGCGAAAAGACCUAUAGUGCUGAUGGUCAGGGCAUGCUGAACGAGAAGAAGCUGCCGGGUCAUGUGGAGAAGGGUAUGGAACAGCAGGGUCUCCUUGCUGAUAUUCUUUACGGGCAGUGGAUGCAGGGCCUGCGAAGCCGUUGGCCUGUCACAUAGCCUUGGGUGGCUGCUGCUCAGCAUCCUUGCUUCCAUAUCUGCUAAUGGAUACGUAAGAUGAUGAGAGUGUUUUGCAUAGCUUGCGUAUUGCAUUCUUGCAUUUACUUGCUCUGACUACCGUGCCACUGUGCCGGUAGCUUUUAUCAGGUCUUUCUUUGCAGCAUCGAUGAAUCACGAUUACGGCUGACGAGCUCAUGGCUAUGAAUGAGUGUUCGUUGAUUUCUGCAGUCACCUCACGACAAAGAAGCUUAAUCUUGUGCUCAUUUGCAUACACAACGGCGUUUCUGGGGAUUUUGUAUCGUCUUCAAAAGGAAGCGAUUGUACUCGGAUACUAUGUGUAGAUAGACUUGAGCUGUGUAAUACAAUUAUGACUACUGUGUACGUCAAUUUGGACGAUAAUUGACAUUAAAUGGGAGUGUACCUAAUUGAAACGUCCGCC